Paramisgurnus dabryanus is the source of this 3112-nucleotide messenger RNA. Its product is annotated as zinc finger BED domain-containing protein 4-like. The record is from RefSeq and is a predicted model, not a curated record. Lineage: Eukaryota; Metazoa; Chordata; Actinopteri; Cypriniformes; Cobitidae.
AUCACCCUGCCAUCAUCAUCAAAAUUUCAGCAAAAACACUGAAAAUGUUAGAUGGGUAAAUUUUGAAGCAGCCCAUUGCCUAGUACACCAAUGGGUGUGUAGGGCAGGCCUACGUAGAUACAAAAGUGGAUUAUUAAGUGACGCACUGCAGUGUCAAAGACGAAUAUUAUACAAAAAUUGUUUUCAUCACCAGAGAAACAUAUCCGUUUACAAUGGGAGGUGGCCGGUAUGUAGGCUAUUCAAAUUAAUUCAAAUAAGUUUUGUUUUGGGCAGAAGUGAAAGUAAAAGUGCUUUAUCUCUAAGACCUUUCUGUACUUUGGACCAACAGGUGUAAUAGCUAGUAGGUAAUUUUGUUAUUAUUAUUUCUUGUUGAUUUCUGGGUCCAAGAAAAGAGCUAAAUGGAUCCUAAACCAUCCAAAACACUCAAAAACAACAGGAUAUAUCGAUAUGAUGUAGCGCAAAAUCAUCAUAGAGGAAACAGACACCAAAGUUUUUCGCAUCGACGCAAUUAUUCACCACCUCCAUACAAACGUGUGCGUAGACGACAGACGUUUUCAGAAGGUGAGAGAAGGGGAUCUGGUGGAUGCAUUUAUUCCCGACCUCUGCGAUCAGCAGAAUCACAAGAUCACCAAGAAUCACCAACAAACAGAGAUGAUGACUCAAAUUUCAAGACACUUUUGUUGAAUAUGAUCAUAAAGAACCUACAUCCAUUAAAAACUGUAACAGAAUUCCAGGAUCUUGCAAGCAGUCUACACCCAUCUUUAAAUAUAAAUGAGUCCUCGAUCCAAACUGAACUUCAGAGCAUUUAUAGGCAAAAACGACUGGAAAUACAGAACGCUAUCAAUGCUGGGAGUAAUCUUGUCCUCUCUGCAGAGCUGUGGACUUCAGAUAAGACAGUGUUUUAUCUGACAGUAUCUUGCCAUCUUAUAAACAAAAACUGGAUGCAGAAAUCCUAUGUCCUAGAUACAGCUCACCUCCUCGUUGAGCGUACAACAGAACAUGUUGUAAAGCAACUGAUGAGAAUUUCAAAUGAGUGGAACAUCACAGAAAAAAUUCAAGUUGUGGUCACAAAUAUUGAUGACAUGAAAAAGGUUGACAAAAGUAUAUGCCAAUGGACAUUUAUACCUUGUUUUGCCCGUACGCUGGAUAAAGUGUUCAGAGAAACCAUAGGUGACUCUGGCUGGAAACAUCUGUUGGGAAAAUGUCAGCAAAUAGUUUCAUUUUUCCACCAGAACCCCAAAGCUUCAGAAAGCCUCCAGAAGCAUCGCUCUCACCUCAAGCUCCAAAAAAAUGAUCUGAUUCAGAGCAGUGAUCUACGGUGGCUUCCUACACUUCACAUGCUACAGAACAUCUUAGAGCUGUGGCCCGCCAUUUUUAAAGUUUUUAUUGACACUCUAGAGGAGAAACUUUGCUUAAAUGAGAAUGAAAGAAAAAUAUUGAAAGAUAUUUUAGCAGUACUGAAGAUUCUGAAGAAGGUUACUGAAGAAAUGGGAAGUCAAGGGUACAGCCCCAUCUCAAUGAUCAUACCGCUGGUCCAGAGACUGCAGGAGGAACUGAGAAAACUGGAGAUGGAAAAUGAAAUAGCCAAGACACUUUCUGCGAAAUGUGACCAUCAUAUUGGCAACAUAAAGCAAAAUCAUUGGUUCAGAGUUAGCACAGCACUGGACCCACGAUACAAAACCUGUGUGAUGGAUUCUAAUAUUGGUGUCAAAGCAGAAAUCCAAUCACUGAUCAAGGGAAACAGGCACACUACGCACAGCAGUUAUGACACAAGACGUGAAGAGAUGAUUCUGGAAAAAUACUGGACAUUUAAAAGAAAUUCAGAGGAUCCACUUGAUUUCUGGAGGAGCAGAGUUGAGUUUAAACAACUGGCGACAGUCGCCCGCAAAUACCUCACAGUGGUCUCCACUGCAAUCCCAAUUGAAUGUGUGCAUCAGCUAGAAAAAUCACAGGCCAUCAACAGGAGAAAUUGCUUGGACCCCAGAAAUCUCAGUAUGAUCCUGUUUUUAAAAAACAACUAACCAUAACAUUUUAUAUAGUGUGUAUACAUUAUGAUGGGGUGUUUUAACACAUUUCUGAAUCAAAUAUGGACAAACCCACCACUGGGUUAAAAUAGUGGUUUGUCCAUUUUCUUAAGCCACGGGUAUAUUUAUUUAAUAUGUUUAAUUUAACAUACAUUAUAUCUUUAAGAUUAUAUAUAUAUAUAUAUAUAAAACAUGAGUGAAGAAAAUUAAUGAAGAGUUCAAAUUCAACCAUUAAAACUCAUUUUACUAUGAAGGACAGCAAGUAAAUAACUGUAGCCGACUUGUAUAGCAUGUUAUAAAGUAAGUACUUAAAAAGUAGAGCUAUUUUUUUUUGCCUUUCUUGUAAAACAGUAACUUCGAAAAUAAAUGGAUUACAGUAAUUAUAUUUUAGCAUUAGAAAUACUACUGUGAUUAGAGCUUACACGUAUUGCUAGACUAUUAUAUUGAGUGGUGGUCUGUAUAAAGUCUGAUAUUUAAUGUGUUCUCAGUUUGUCAUACCUCAGAAAGACAGAUUUUAAUGAUAAAAACGGCAAGUAAAUUAAACAAGUUAUCAAAAUAGGCAGGAUUCUCUGCUCUCAAACGUUAUGGGGCGUGUCCGCUGUUGAAGCUGAAACCACGCCCACUCGCUGGAGAGCUUCCGCCUCUCAACUCUCAAACACCGCUACAACCCGAAUGGAUGCUCGUGGUUGUGGCAAAAGCAAAUAUGAUGAUUGUGAUAUUUUUGUUUGUUUGUGUCAUAAUACAAUUUUAAGUUCACUUAGAUUUUUUUCUCUCUGUGUAAGUUAUGCUCACUGUAUUGUAUGAGUUUCUAUGUCUUGCUGUUGUUUUAUGGUGUAUGCAAAUGAAAUGAUUUUUUUAUCGGAUUGUCUGUUCUUUCAUUUGGUAUAUUUUAUGUUCAUUUAAAUACGAAUUUUUUUCUGGAAGACAUUAAACUUAAGCUGGGUGGAAAUUAAAUGAAAAAACUCUUUUUGAUCCACACUUCAACAGUUGCACGAUAUAAAUGUUAAUGUAUAAAUUAGAUGAAUGUUGAUUUAUGAAAAUAAACACCACAGUCUUUAUUUUUCAUUGUGUCUUUGCUGCGUCUGUGU